Molecule: messenger RNA, 2019 nt
Organism: Durusdinium trenchii
Lineage: Eukaryota; Dinophyceae; Suessiales; Symbiodiniaceae
Source: the annotation of a GenBank genome assembly
AUGCUGCGGCUCUUCGGCCGCUCAGCCCGGGCUGCGCGGCUCAACCGCUUUGGCCGCAUCGCGCGCAUUGCAGUGAAGCUGAACCACCGCCCCUUCGUUGAUCCGAGGUUGUCCCAGUUGCCGCAGUUGACCCUGCCUGCUUUGUUCAUGCAUCCACGUGUUGGAUAUCGUGCACGCUCCGGCAAGUGCAAUCGAGUCGAGUGGUACUUGUAUCCGUUAAUGGGCACCAUUUGUGGUCCAUUUACCUUUGACUUUGACAUUCUGUGGGUCCUUAGGAAGAAGACUGAAUGGACCUCCAAGCUUCGUAUGCUAGCUGAUGCUGCAGCCUCUGCACGGAUAAGCGUCCCACGGGUGCAGCUGGGGGGGGUGAGUGUGGGUGGGCAUGACACCACCCAUCUGGCCUUGGCGAUCCCCAAUGGCUUGAACAAGUCGACACGCCCGGACCUCAACGGCUUUGUCGGGCCUUGUGCCGAUUCCAAGCCUUUUCCAGACCAGGUUGAGUACAUUGAGUUUAGAGACUCCCUCAUGAACGAGCCUCCACUCUACGAGUGGCUCAAGAACUCUGUAGUGCGGCAGCUGAAGCGUGGACAAAAUGUGCAAGCAUUGCGCCAAAGAAAUGCGGAAUAUAUUGGCGUCAAGGUCGCCAUGGCCAUUCUGAUCAUCAUUCUGGUGCUUAGCUACGUGGAGCUUUUGACAGAAGACACGUCUCUCUCUUGGGGCUUUGAGAGGCUCAACGCAUAUGUGAAGCUGACCAUCGGCACCGAAGCGGCAAAUCAGGGGAGAAGUGCCCCGGAGUUCAACUCCACCAUCCCGAUGGCAAUUCGAAGGCAAGUGAUCACUUGGGGGAAGCAGAACGAGUGGGGACGACCUGAUCGACCGCUUCUAUACUUAGAUUUGCAGAGGCAAGUCUACUGCAACUCCCUGCGCCCCAAUGGGGUGAGCUGUUCAAGUCCGCUUUCAGAAACCACGUUGUGGCAACAGAGAAAGACCCUGAACGAAGUGGAUCAAGAUGUUUCUGCCUCACCGUACCGGACAAGCGACUUGCUGUUGCUACGAUACCCGGAGUUCUCACAGCAGGAGUCUGAUGUUGACAUCAGUGCAGAAGAGCUGGAAAACCAGACCGAAGCUGUUGAGAGUAUCACCCGCUUGCAGUUGGCAGCAACGACAAACGCCGAUGACGAGAAUCAGCCUGCAACCAGCGAGAUCAGGCUGCUGCGGCGUCGCUUCAAUGGCAUGAAAACUGCGAUACGCUCUUGGGGAAAAUACGUGCCCUGGCCAGUCGUGCAGCUGAUGAUGCGAAAGGAUGCUGAAGCAAACAUUGAAGUGUCUGAACGACAGGUGACAAUGUUCUUCUCAGACAUCGCCAGCUUUACAACUAUCGUGGAGAGCAUCCCUCCGGAGAAAUCCUUGCUGAUGUUGAGCCGCUACUUUCAGGAGAUGUCCAAAAUCGUGGAUCAACACGGUGGCAUUGUGGUUGAAUUCAUUGGCGAUGCCAUUCUUUGCAUCUACGGGGCACCUGUGGUGAAUGACAAGCAUGCCACGGUGGCGGUGAUGGCGGCGGCAGAGAUGCUGGCUGCUAUGACUGGGAUCAAUCAAUGGCUGACUCGGAGGGACCUUCCAAAGAUCGCGAUCCGUUGUGGAAUUCACACUGGCGAAGUCUUGGUGGGCAACAUGGGCAUGCAGUACAGGAUAAAGUACGGCAUUGUGGGUGACGAGUGCAGCAUGCCUGGACGAUUGGAAGAGCUGAACAAGACCUACGGCACGCAGCUAUUGGUGUCAGAAUCAACCCACAGCGACAUGGAGAUUGACGGUUUUGUUUCUCGCCCGAUCGACUUCAUCCGUGGGAGCGAAGAAACUCACGACAAAGAGAGUCAACAGAUUUUUGAAGUCUGGAAGAGCAACAAGAAGCAAUCAAAGGCUGCUUUGGAAGAAAAGGCUGCUGACCUGUACACAGAAGCCGUGCAGCACUACCGGCACAAACGAUUUUCAGAAGAGCCUUGGCUGCCUCAGGGCCUCUAA